Messenger RNA from Dermacentor silvarum, 414 nucleotides. RefSeq lists its product as uncharacterized. The record is from RefSeq and is a predicted model, not a curated record. The transcript has a single exon. NCBI's taxonomy places the organism in Eukaryota, Metazoa, Arthropoda, Arachnida, Ixodida, Ixodidae. Bases 1 to 414 code for a protein of 137 amino acids.
AUGGAUGCCGGGCCUUCGAAACGAGCAUACGGCUGGGAGCCUCUGCAAGGACCCGACGAGGCAAAGCGUCCAAGACUUCCUUCGUCGGAUACUCCACCAAAUGCUCCAAUGACUUCUCAUGGGGUCAAUCCUUCACCCCACGGCGGGGUCUCAGAAGCUGACAUGCAAGAGCAGAUGCAGUUGAUACAGCAGCACGAAGAACUUUGUAUGCAGUGGGCCGCUGCUACGGACAGGGUGCGUGAUGAUCCCGUGGAUUCGCCGCCUGGCCAUGCCUCCGGGGGGGAGCAGUUGCCGCCCGUCCAUCUGGGCCAUCCUCCUCUCAUCAACUUGCAAAUGGCCCGCAUUUGCGAGCGAAUGAUGAAGGAACGCCAGAACCGUACACGUGACAAGGUCGACCAUCCGUUCUCUGCGUAG